CAGCGUCCCAGAGCGUGGGCUCCGCCUCUCCGCUGACAGGCCUGCUCGGCACGGGAAAGAGCGGCGGCGCUUCAAGAUGCGCUGCCUGGCCACGCCGUCUCUGCUGCGAGUCCUGGCCCAGGCCCCACGUGCAGGUUGUCUCAGUGGCCGGAGCCUCCACAGCAGCUCCGUGGCAGCCACCUACAAGUAUGUGAACAUACAGGAGCCCAAGGAGGACAUGAAGUCAAUGACUGAUCAGGCAGCUCAGACCCUACUGUGGACAGAGCUUAUCCGAGGCCUGGGCAUGACCCUGAGCUACCUGUUCCGGGAGCCGGCCACCAUCAACUACCCAUUUGAGAAGGGUCCACUGAGCCCGCGUUUCCGUGGUGAGCACGCGCUGCGCCGGUACCCAUCCGGGGAGGAGCGCUGCAUCGCCUGCAAGCUCUGCGAGGCCAUCUGCCCCGCCCAGGCCAUCACCAUUGAAGCAGAGCCACGGGCAGAUGGCAGCCGCCGGACCACCCGCUAUGAUAUUGACAUGACCAAGUGCAUCUACUGCGGCUUCUGCCAGGAGGCCUGUCCCGUGGAUGCUAUCGUGGAGGGCCCCAACUUUGAGUUCUCCACGGAGACGCACGAGGAGCUACUGUACAACAAGGAGAAGCUGCUCAACAAUGGGGACAAGUGGGAGGCUGAGAUUGCUGCCAACAUCCAGGCCGACUACCUCUACCGGUGAUGUGCGACCACUGCCCGCAGCCCCGCUGCCCCAAUAAAAGUACUCUGACCCCCA
Molecule: messenger RNA, 763 nt
Organism: Loxodonta africana (African savanna elephant)
Lineage: Eukaryota; Metazoa; Chordata; Mammalia; Proboscidea; Elephantidae
Gene: NDUFS8
Product: NADH:ubiquinone oxidoreductase core subunit S8
Exons: 7
Coding region: 77-709 (210 amino acids)
Biological process (GO): mitochondrial electron transport, NADH to ubiquinone; mitochondrial respiratory chain complex I assembly
Cellular component (GO): membrane
Molecular function (GO): 4 iron, 4 sulfur cluster binding; NADH dehydrogenase activity
Source: RefSeq, a predicted model, not a curated record